Molecule: messenger RNA, 1038 nt
Organism: Amblyraja radiata (thorny skate)
Lineage: Eukaryota; Metazoa; Chordata; Chondrichthyes; Rajiformes; Rajidae
Product: RNA-binding protein 3-like
Exons: 1
Coding region: 84-515 (143 amino acids)
Molecular function (GO): RNA binding
Source: RefSeq, a predicted model, not a curated record
GGCGGCGCGGCGGUGAUAGCGGAGUCGAGCAGCAGCCGCCGUCGAGUUAACAGCAGAGAAAAGACAGGCCCCGCACAUCCAACAUGGGUGACGAAGGAAAGUUAUUUGUCGGCGGCCUCAACUUCGAGACGGACGAGCAGGCCCUGGAAGAGGUGUUCUGCAAGUACGGGCAGAUCAACGAGGUCCGCGUCAUCAAGGACCGAGAUACCCAGUCGUCCCGAGGCUUCGGUUUCAUUACCUUCGAGAACCCGGGCGAUGCCCGCGACGCCAUGCAGGCAAUGAACGGCAAGUCCCUGGACGGUCGCACCAUCCGGGUGGACCACGCCGAGAAAAAAUCGGGCGGUGGUGGAGGCGGCGGCUACGGCGGCGGCGGACGAAGCUACGGCCGAGGGCGAGGCACAGGCAGCGCUGGAGGCUACGGCUACCGGCAGUACGACACGAGGGACAGCUACUACCAGCGCGGCGAAGGCUACUCUCGGGGCCGAGGCUACGGAAACCGCAGCACGUACCAAUGACCGGAGCUGUGCGCCCGGCCUCGUCUCAGAGGCCCCAUUUCCUCUCCUUAGUCAUUCCCCUGCAGGGGGGAGGAGCGGGGAGGCGGAGGGCCCCCGUCCACGAGUCCCGUUAGAUAAAGGCCACUUUCCCCCCUCCCUCUCGCUGUGACGGACUGCCCCCGGCGGCGCCCUCCCUCUCUCUCCCUCCUCCGCCCCACCCCUCCCUUUGUUCGUCGCGAAGUUUUAUGGUUUAAAAUUAUCACUCGGUUUGUGACUUAAAAGGCAUUUUUUUUACUUUGGAUCGAAUGGGCGGAGGUCGGCGGUGGGUUGGGCGGGCGCAAUCAUCCUGCGGCUCGCAGCCGCCGGGUCUCUCCCGAUGCUGAAAAUUCGUCGUUUGAGAAGCAAACUCCCGCUCUCUCCCCCGGGCUCGGGGUGGGAGGGUGGCUCCUUUAAUUUUGGGCAACUUGUUUUGACGGAAGCUGAACACACGUUUUGUACGAAACUGUCUUUGCAAAAAGUGAGAAUAUUAAAAAGUGGAAUUGAA